GUGGGCGGGUAUGUGAGCGCUGGUUUGAGGAGGCGGGGCGGCCCGGAGGAGGCUCGGACCUCCUUUUCUCUGCCACUAAACAAGACAGAAGUGAGAGAAGUUACCGAGCAGUGUCCUGGGCUCUUCCCCCGACACGGUUCAUCUCUAAAACCACUUUAAAACAAAUCUUUUAUUACUCUCCGGUCAGUGAAGGAGACACAGAGACUCUGCAGAGGCGGGCCAGCUGAUCCAGGGAGAGGGAUUUAUUCUCCUUCAGCGUUCCUGAUGGAGUCGUACAGAGUGACUGGACCCCAGCGGGGCCACACUCAGCCGGCCCGGCCCUCCAGGCCCAGCAGUAACGGAGCUGGUUCAUACGGCCUCAGCAUCCGCGUCCAGGGAAUAGACGGGCACCCCUACGUGGUCCUCAACAACCAGGAGAGAGGUCCUCAACCCUUCAUCGACCCCAACAGCAACGGGUACAUCGACACAGAAGGUUCUUUCAUCGAGAACUACCAGGAGUACGACUUCAGGGGAGGGAAAGAGGCUGGGUCCCACAGCCCCUUCAUGGAGUACCGCUCUCAGAAGAUGACUCAUUACACCGGGCCUCAAAACGGCGUCGCAGACUCGCAAGGAAAGAAACCGUCCUCCCUUCUGAACUUUCAGAAGCACCCAGAGUUGCUGCAGCCGUACGAUCCGGAGAACAACUCCCUGAGCUUCGAUGGGACCCGCAGCCUGCCGUCAAGGCCUCUGGCUGAGACUGGGAACCAGCAGAAGAGUUCUUCAAGGCCUCUGGCUGAGACUGGGAACCAGCAGCAGAGUUCCUUCUCUAGUUCUAUUGUACCUGCACCGUCCAGCACCAAGGCAUCCAGCUUGGACCGGAAUAAAGCUCCUGUGAGGCAAGCGAAAGGGCAACUUCCACCCCAGAGUUUAAGCGAGGCAGCUCUUCCUAAGCCGAAGUCCCAGUCCCAGUCCCAGUCCCAGUCUUUGCCUCAGACCCAGCUGGCUCAGCCUCAGACCAGGCCGCAAUCUCAGGUGGCUCAGCCGCAGAUCAAGCCUCGUCUUGGCAACCUGAGUCCGACCCAGUCCAAGCCGGGCUCUAAAGCUCGGCAGCAACCAGUUUCUGCAGCCCAUCCUCAUCCUCAGCCUCAUCCUCCGCCCUCCACCGUGUCCAGUCCCACCAGCGAGCAGAGCAAGACGUCGUGCCGCUCGCCGACUUCUCUGAGCAGCACCAACUCCAGCCUGGAGCGAACCCGCCGCGAGCCCGACGUCCUCCCUCUACGCCGGACCGACUCCAGCGGUCCGGUCCUCCAGUCCUCCUCGUCCCGAUCCCGCCACUCCUCCUCGUCCUCCACCUCCAAGGCUCCGGUGGACGACCAGAUGGACGCCCUGUACGCGGACACCAUCAACCGCCACGAGAACCGCCGCUACAUCCCGUUCUCCCCGGGUUCGGGCCGAGACAUCGACACGGGCUCCAUCCCCGCCGUCGACGAGCUCAUCGAGAAGUUUGACGGCAAAGACGGCGGCCACCAGCGCCGGGGCCGGGCGGGGCGCCGGAACCGGAUCAACCCGGAGGACAGGAAGCGCUCCCGCAGCGUGGAUAGCGCCUUCGGCCUGCGAGGCGACUCCAGCUACGUGGAUGGGUUCGACCGCCAGCGAGGCACGUCGAUGGAGCACGUCCUGCGGCCCUCGCAGCUUCGGCUGCAGAAAACGGCCGGCGGUCAGGACUCCUGGAUCACGACCGUAGACGGGAAGAGCGACUCCAGGGCGUCCUCUCGGGUCGCCAGCGCGCCCGGCUCCCCGCAGAGCACCAUCUCUAAAGGUGUCGGCGCCAUCCAGGGCUACAGGAAGCCGCAGACUCGCGCCUCUUCGAUACCGUUCAGAAGUAAAGAGAGCGAGGACGGCGGCACCUCGUCAGCCGGAAAAGUUUCAACAACGUCCCUGUCAACGUCGCUGUCCAAGUCUUCUUCCACCGCAGACAAACAGCCCAGCACAGAGGCAGACGUUCAGGCGACACCUGAUCUUCUCAAAGGGCAGCAGGAGCUUUCACAACAAACACACGAAGAGACAGCAAAACAAAUUUUGUUCAACUACCUUAAGGAUGGAAGCGCUGAUAACGAUGAAACGACGAAGAGGAAGGUCAACCUUGUCUUUGAGAAGAUCCAGACGUUGAAGUCUCGGGCCACAGCGAGCGCACAGGGCGACAACAAAUCUCUGGACUUUUCUGCGCAGGCCAAAGCUCUGCAGGAGCAAAAUGAUGAACUUGGGAAAGAAAUGUUGGAACUGAAGAGAAAACUGGAGGACCAAAGCAAGAAGAACCAGGCUGACAAGAGGACAGCAGCAGGUUUGAAGGAGCUGCAGCAGGAGCUGGAGCGGAGCGAAGCGGAGUGCAAGCGCCUGAAGGAAAAACUGGCCAAAACAGAGUUGGAGCUGCAGAACACAGUGGAAGAGCUGUUCCAGGUGAAGAUGGAGAGAGAGCAACACCAGACAGAGAUCAGAGACCUGCAGGACCAGCUGUCAGAGAUGCAUGACGAGCUCGACUCGGCCAAGAAGUCAGCCGACGACGGAGAGAAAGACAUCAUUAUGGCGGACAUGAUGCAGCUGAAGGUGGAGAUGCAGGAAAUUCUCCUGACCAAGGAGGAGCAGGAGGAGGUGCUGAGGAGGCGAGAGAGGGAGCUGACGGCUCUGAAAGGAGCCCUGAAGGAGGAAGUGGCCGCUCACGACCAGGAGGUGGACAAGAUGAAGGAGCAGUACGAGAAGGAGAUCAGCAGGCUGCAGACAUCUCUGACGGAGGCCAAGCAGAGCAGCGCAGCAGUCGGCCGCCAGAAGGCUGAAGUGGAGGUGGCCAAGGGAGCGGCGGAGGGCCAGGCAGGACGGCUGACCCAGGAGGCCGAGCGGCUCCGGAGACGAGCUCAGGAGCUGGAAAAUGAGGUGGCCAAGCUCAACCGCAUCAUCGAUGAAGCAAAACUACAAGAGAACAGGCAGGGGGACCGAGCUGCCCGCCUGGAGAGAGAGAGAAAGCAACUGGAAGAAUCUUUGGCUGAAAUUAAGGAGCAAGAAGAGGAGGUGUCUCGAGCCAACCGAGCGUUGAGCGUUCGGCUGGAGGACGUGCAGAGGAACUUCUCCAAACUGAGCGUUGAACACAAGGACCUGGAGGAGAGGUUACAAGAGGAGAAGGUUGAGAAGGAGCAGUUCAAGAACAUGAAGCUGGACAUGGAGGAGGAGAGGAGGCUGCUGGACCGCACGGUGGAGAAACUCCAGAGGGAGAUGAAUGACAUCGUGGUGGCGUCUCAGUCGUCCACUCUGGAGCUGCAGGAGCAGAUCGAUAUUUAUAAAGAGAACAACCGUCGGGAGCUGACGGAUCUGCAGAGGCUUCUGAAGGAACGAGGACUCGAGCUGGACAAGGUCCUCCUGGCUACCAAGAGCCUGCAGGAAGAGUUGUCCCGGCGGGAGGAGGAGCUGCGUCAGUGCCAGAGGGAACGAGACGAGGCAGAGCUGAAGGAGAAGACGCUGCAGAAAAAGGUUUCUGACCUGGAGACGGAGGCGGAGACGAAGAACCUCGCUAAAGACGACAAAGCUCGACACGUCAAAAUCAUGGAGGACCGGAUCGCUCAGCUGGAGAUGGACCUGGACGAGGAGCGUCAGAGUGGAGACCAGCUGAUGGACCGGAUAGACCGAGGAAGAGAGCAGGUGGAGCAGAUGAGGAAUGAACUCCUGCAGGAGAGAGCUAGCAGACAGGACCUGGAGUGUGACAAGAUGGCUCUGGAGAGACAGACCAAAGACCUGAAGGGCAGAGUGGCUCAUUUAGAGGGAUCCCACAAGUCCAACAAAGAGGGCCUGGUAGCCCAGCUGGAGGGCCGCAUCCAGGAGCUGGAGGAGCGUCUGGAGGGGGAGGAGAGGGAGCGAGCCAACCUGCAGCUGGUGAACCGUCGGCUGGAGAGGAAGGUGAAGGAGAUGAUGAUGCAGGGUGAGGAAGAGCAGAACUCUCUGCAGGACCAGAAGGACCAGCUGAACCUGCGUCUGAAGGCUCUGAAGCGUCAGAUGGACGAGGCUGAGGAGGAGAUCGACCGACUGGAGCACAGCAAGAAGAAGCUGCAGAGAGACCUGGACGAGCAGCAGGAGGCCAACGAGCAGCUGGGGAGCCAGCUGAAGGCUCUCAGGUCUGAGAUCAGGCGUAAGAGCAGCUCCGCUCCUCUCCUCAACACUCUGGAGGACGACGACGACGACGACGUCAGCACCGACGGAGAGACGUACUUCAGCUCGUCUCUGGGCUACAAACGCUCGUCCAGCCAGGACGACAUCCUCCACACCUUCAACCUGUAAACAACGUAAACAAACGCACACGCUGCUGCUUUAUAUGGAGUCCGGCGGCUCGGGACCAGAUUCUAGAAUAAAGGGGACACGUCGGAAAAGAACACCAAGUUUUUCCACAUGCUCUCUAUCACUGCUAGGGUUGUCACCAUACUAAAAUGUUCAACUCGAUACCGAAAAUAUCUGGGGGGAAAAAAGCAGCUUUUUCCCCACUUUUUUCUUGUAAAUCCGCAACUUUUUUCGCGCAGAUUUGCCACUUUAAAUCUCUUAAAUCUGCAACUUUUUUUAUUGCAGAUUUGCCAAUUUAAUCUAGUAAAUUUGCAACUUUUUUCUCGAAAUAAAACCUGAAGUUACCAAAUAUAGUUAUUUGCCUGAUAAAGGGUUAAAUGAUUCCUUGACCCAGAAAAUGUAGAUUUUGACACCAAGAUUGACCUUCUGAGUGGCUUGGAAGAUAUAUUGUUUCUCAUAGACUUUAUAUGGGUGCCAUCUCUGAUCCACAAUCUUGAUUAAGUGGCCCCUACUAAAAAAUUGAAACCUAUAGUGAUAGAGAGCAUGUGGGAAAAAUGUGGUGCUUUUGUCUGACGUGUCCCCUUUAUUUAGCUCAGCUGCCUGACUAAGUAAUGCAUUUAUUUAUAUAUAUAUAUUUGGACCAAACAGCUGGAGACGUGUGCUUUUCUAAACUACUGUGUGAUGAUAUUUCACUGAAACAUCUGUGUGAUUUUCUCUCCACGUCCAAUAAACUCACUCAGUAUUAUUCGAGCAGCUCCGAGAUUCUCAGAUGAAAAGAUAAAAGUUGUGAUGUUUUUAGCGUGUCCCCUAUAAAAUUUAAUGUAAAUACUGUUCAAUCAGGUAAUCUUACAUUCCCGCGUUAAGUCUUGUGUAAAUGUGUCGGUGGAUUUUCUCCUGUUACCAGGCGGAUUAUGUGAUUAUUAUUCUAGCUUUAGUAAACUUGAACGCACUCUUUAAUGCACUGUAAAAAACAACGCAACCAGUACUGCCUUUGUGAACAAUACGAGGUUAUAAAUCCUCUUUUUUUUUUUUAUGCCUAUCAAAUAUUUUUAAAUUUACAUACAGUAUCUGAAUAUUAAUUUUUGUAUCAUUCAGUUAAAUAAAAUAUAUUUACCUUUUUUUUCUUUUUUUUUUUUUUUAAAUGAAUGAAGAUGAAAUCCGAGUAUAUGAAGUGAGGAGGAUGUUUUUAUUUUUAUUUAUUCACAGUUGAAUAAAAACACAAUAAGUGGCUCACUGAGGGCUUUAGGGAACAGUUAAUGAGGGACUUUGUACACAUCCAUUUUUAUACAGUUUUAUAUGGUUUGAUACAAAUAAUAGAUCCAUGAAAAUAUUAUCAACAGGUUGUUUUUUUUUUUUUUUUUGCAAUUUUAUCACAAAGAUUGCUCCAAAUAUUCUCAGUAUUGCUUUGACAUAAACUGGAAAAGGCUGUUGCUUGCAAUCAUGUGACUUUAAUUAACUUUAUUUUCUGAGAUUAUUGAUUCUGAAUCAGACUUUUUUUGCAGAACAAAGACACACAUAUCAUAAUAUCAUAACGGUUUCAUCUCUGGAGACGUUUUUAUACUGGAAACACUUUGAUUUAACUUCAGUCUCUGGUGGUUUAUCGUCUCUUUCUGUGUUUGACUCGUGCUUCUGUGCACAUGAAGCCUUGGACGUUUCCUC
Centropristis striata (black sea bass) is the source of this 5955-nucleotide messenger RNA. RefSeq names its product cingulin-like 1 (gene cgnl1). Lineage: Eukaryota; Metazoa; Chordata; Actinopteri; Perciformes; Serranidae. The transcript has 19 exons. The record is from RefSeq and is a predicted model, not a curated record. Gene Ontology annotation, cellular component: myosin complex. The coding region runs from base 265 to 4299 and encodes 1344 amino acids.